This is a messenger RNA of Lytechinus pictus (painted urchin), 5839 nucleotides long. Its product is annotated as transmembrane channel-like protein 7. The record is from RefSeq and is a predicted model, not a curated record. Gene Ontology annotation, molecular function: mechanosensitive monoatomic ion channel activity. Gene Ontology annotation, cellular component: plasma membrane. The coding region runs from base 267 to 3041 and encodes 924 amino acids. Lineage: Eukaryota; Metazoa; Echinodermata; Echinoidea; Temnopleuroida; Toxopneustidae. The transcript is spliced from 19 exons.
AUUGGCCAAAGUUGCUAAAAAGUUAUCCGGAAGUCGUCGAAUCAGGCUGAGGGUUUCGGUGACUACAAGAAACUUUUUACGGUGGUUUUAUUCUUUCCACAAACGUUUGUUUUGUAUCAACCAUGAUCCAUAUUGUGCUGUAAGGAAAAAGAUGAAGUAGAAGCAGAUCAUCUUCCUGAUUCAACAUGCGAUGUGCCACAACACACACCCUACAGUCUUUAGUUCUUUGAGUUAAUACACCAACAGCAGAAGAUAGGGAGAUUACGAUGUCUUCUGCAUCGAGACGAAGGCAACCGCGUGGCCAGGUGGGCGUGGAGGCCGACAGUGAGUAUGUCAAUGUGGAACUUGGCUAUGCUGGAGCCUCGGGGUAUAGCGGCGGUCCACAGGGGACGUCUAACCGCUAUGAGAACAUGGAGCCCAGCCCGGAUCUGAGAUAUGGGGCCCGUGGUGUAGACAACCUGGCCUACGGCUCACCUAUGGGCACACCCCGUACUGGCUAUAAGGGAGAGGACAUUCAACUUAAUACAAUCAAUCCUGCAUUCAGCGGGUCGGGCCAGACCCCCCUGAUGGGGCGAUCCCGGAGUCCCUCCGUAGCUUCCAGCGUGUCCUAUCAGUCCAGCAACGAUGAUGCAGACGAGAUACAUGAGAGAGAGAUCAUUGCUGCAAGCCUCAGCGAUCCAAACAGUGUCAUAGAUAUGCUUCCAAGCAGGCAAUUAGGCCACACGCUUCACAGAGCCAAAUCCCACCACUCCUCCCACCACAGCAAAUCGAUGCGGAAGAGGAGCCGCUCUCGAUCGGCGUCGCUUCGGCGUUCGCGAUCCACCACCAGACGGAACUAUGAGAACGUCAACCUGGAGAACAUGGUGGAUGACAUCCUGUCUGAUCCUGUCUUGGUCGAAGGGACGUCGAGGGGCACCCUUAGGAGACGCAACACUAUCCGUCAGAUCUCAGGAACAAUCGAUACAAGACGUCGAGUCAGGAAUGCCUUAGCGUACAUUGUGGUGAUGAAAGAGCAAGUGAACAGGAGAUCAAGUAGAACAAGGAAAGAGAAAUCGCCUGGUUUAUGUACAGCAUGGUUCUAUGAAUUAGCCUAUAAAUGGGAAUCCUUCCUGGAGAGCCUCUCCGAGUUCACCUACUCCUUGGAGCUGUGGCGCAGCUCCAUCAAGAAGAUCGAAGGCAACUUUGGCAGCGGCGUCACCUCCUACUUCCUCCUCCUGAAAUGGCUACUUCUUCUCAACAUCCCCGUCUUCCUGCUGACGUUUGGUUUUGUGACGACGCCUCAGCUGAUCUACGAGCCUAGUGCCCGGUAUCCACACUCAGAAAACUUCUCUGGGUGGGACCUGUUGACGGGAGGAGGUUGGUUCAAGGAUACUGAACUGUAUUGCGGGUACUACACCAACGAGACGUUCACUGUAGAUAAUAAGAACUAUUACAGCAUGCCGCUGGCCUACCUUAUUACUAAUAUCCUCAUCUUCAUACUUGUUCUCAUCGUUAUCACUCAGGGAAUGUCCAAGGCGUAUAGGCAGUACUUUGUGACCGGUGAUCGUCAUUACAACUUCUUUACUGCCAAGGUGUUCUGUGGAUGGGACUACAGCAUUACCUCCGAGUCCACAUCGAGACUGAAGAACAAGAGUAUCUAUCUGGAAUUAGCUGAAGCGCUGACAACACACCACAGCUCUGACAGCAUGAGCUGCUGUAAACAAUUUGGUAUUUAUAUGCUACGUCUCACCAUCAACAUCAUCGUAUUGGCAAUCAUAGCAGGUGCCUCCUAUCUCGUCCACUUCAUGUAUGAUAGUGUGGUAGCGGAGAUAGAUUCUGGACUGACAGUGGUACGGGAACUGGCCAUCCCUCUUGUUAUCAGUGGAUAUAACCUGAUGCUGCCUUACAUGUUCAGUGUUCUCAGCUCAUUUGAGAAAUAUUCAAACCCAAGAAUGCAGCUUUAUGUUUCACUCUUCAGAACAUUUCUCAUGAAGGCUUCAGUGCUGUGCGUAUUGUGUUACUUCUGGCUCAAUCAAAUCAGCUGUACAGAGGAGUCAACGCAAAACUGUGUUGUGUGUUGGGAAACCUUUAUCGGGACUGAAGUAUACAAGCUUGUCAUUGUAGAUUUCAUCCUCCAAAGUUUAGCCACCUUUGUCUUGGAGUUCAUCAGAAGGAUUGGUAAAGAUCACUGCUGCCAAUCGUUUGCCUCUCCUGAGUUUGAUAUUGCUCGUAACACAAUGGAUCUCAUUCAGUCUCAAACAUAUACUUGGAUUGGCAUGUACUUCUCACCUCUACUCAUGGUCAUCAAUAUCUUCAAACUUGUCCUCAUCUUUUAUGUCAAAAAGGUCAGUGUUUUAUACAACUGCAAGCCAUCUUUAAGACCUUGGAAAGCAGGACUAGCAAAGACAGUAUUCUUAGCGAUCCUGUUCCUCAUGUUCAUGAUAUGCCUGGGAGCGUUUGGAUACAGUGUCGUCCAGAUUGAACCUUCGGCUUCCUGUGGGCCGUUCCGAGGUAGGAACGCUACCUACGACGUGGUGAUAGAUCUCUUCGGUAAAUGGCAGCAAUCAGAUCGAGUCAUCACGACCGUGGUCAUCUUACUCACCAGCCCUGGUGUUCUCAUAGGAAUCAUACUCAUGAUCAUUUUGCUGGUGUAUUAUAGAAGAUCUGUUGCCAUGGGAUACAAGGAGACUGUCAAGAGACUACAGCAUCAAAUCAAUCUGGAGGGAAAAGACAAGCGCUUUUUACUACGCAUGCUCCAAGAUGCGAUCAAGAAACGCAAUAAGAAGCUGGGCAUCACCAAUCCAAACGACAGUAUCCUGUUCAGCAACAACGGGCGAGCCAUCCGCUCCCCCUCCCCGUCGACGGCAUCGGCGCCCAACGGGCAACACCGCAGCCCACGGGCAGAUGGUAGGAGAAAGCAUAAACACCACCACCACCAUCCUCAUCAAAAGAGAGGGGGAGAGGUGUCCCCUUCAAGCCCCCAUCUGUCACCGCGCCUCUCACCUAGACCCUCCCCGCGCCCCUCACCGAGGAGCAGCAGGCAUAACAUGGGAGCCCAAUGAUAUCUGUUGCCGUAGCAAACAUCCUCAUAGUUUCUUGAUCUCUAUAGCAUCACAAUACUAAACCAUCACCACCGGAGAGUGGGCGAAAUAUCACGUUCAAGCGCCCAUCUCUUACCACGCCUUACUCCUAGACCCUCUAUGUGCCUUUACCGCAUAGCAGUAGGCACAACAUGGGAGCUUGUUAAUACCAACUCCUGUAUCACCUUUAGCUUAGCAUUCUCAUUGUUUCUUGAUUGCGAAUUCAACAACCUACGAAAAUGUCGGGACCCCCGCGAUUCGCGAAAAAUUCUGUAUGCAAAAUAACAGCUUAUACAGUAUGCUAAUAAAUAUGCUAAUAAUUCUGAUAAGUCAAAUAUUUUGUCAUAUUUGGCUGCCCAUAGUUGAAGCUCAAAUUCAGGCCAUUAAACUCAAAUUCCUCUGUGAAUGUGGACCAUUAUAAGGUUGAUAUAUCAAUACCAGACAUAAUAAGCAGUUUGCUCUUUUUUUUUUAACAAGUGCACACCUAGUUCCCAAGAAUGCAUAUAGCUUUUUAUUUAUUUGAAUGCAGGAUAAAAGAGCAUUGUUGAUUAAAUGCCUUGCCCACGUGCAUAGGUGCCGCAGCCGGGGAUUGAACCUCAGACUUUCCGUGUAUACUAUAGUCAGGUGCCAUAGACCACUCGGCCACGGCACCUUAGAUAUUGUUGAAAAGAUAUUUCAUUAGAUCAAGUCGAUAGUGAUUACUUUCCAAUGCUCUCCUUUGUUCAUUCUUCAAGAAAAUUGUUCUGAUAUUCUGUCACAUUAAACUGCAAUUACUCUGAAUGCAGCUUGAAUUACAUUUAUAAACAUAUAUUCCUAUGGUGGACGUGAUUGUGUUUUAUCAUGUGAAACUGGUAGUCAAAUGAAGUUACAGCAAUCGGCUUGUUAACUCUUGUAUUUCUUCGUUACUCUGACAUAUAUUGCUGAGAACUUCAGAUUUGUAUCCCUGUUUAAUGUAAAAAAGCUGAAUUUAUUUGCAAAGUAACUGAUGUUAUUUGUUAGAGAUAUGAAUAGUGUCUCCUUAUAUCUUUGUAAUGUACAUAAUGUAAAGUGAUAAUGUUCAUUUUUAUUCUGAAUUAGUUAUGAAUUAGUAACCUCACAAUGAAAAGGUCACAUAGUGCUUGAUGUACUAUUAUUUUGAACUUGCUGAGAUAAGAAGGUGUAAUUUACUCUUAUUAUGCAAUACAUCUAUAAUUUAUUGUAAGACGGGUCCAAGGAUUUAGCCGAUAGCGAGUGCAUAUGCUCAUGAUUUAAUUAUACACGACCUUCCAGCCAUGCAUUUUAGGUGCAGCACUGUGUACUAGGGUGCAUCAUGUUCCUUAUAUGGCGUUCUUUGAAACCAAGGGCAAUGGCAAGGAUUUUGAUGCACUCAGUUAGGAGCGCAUACCAGAUAUGCCUGAGAUUCGUAAUAGAAAGGAAAUGUGAUCUCUUCAAGGGUGUGAGCCUAGAAAAUGGUAUGGUAUGUAUUAAAUCGCAGUUACAAAGACUGAAUUGCACAUGUAAGUACAAUAUAUUAAAAGGUGUAUACCGUUUCAUAAUCAUGGUAUUAUUUACAUAGUUAUGAAGUACAUGUUCAUGUAUAUCACAGACUGAUUGUAAUAAAUAACAUACAUGUACCACUGCAUAUUAAACCAUAUUUUGACUAAAUGGGUAAUAUACAUGUAGAACACACGCAUGAUUAAUACAAAGAAGAAGAAGAGAAAGAAAAGAAAGAGAAGAAGACAAAAAAGAAAGUUAAAGUGAUUGGUUAACAUUGGUUUGACUUUAAAAAAAUCUGAGCUAGAAGGUCACACUUGUCACCUGUGUCUGUGAUAUGUUACAAAAAUGAAGCCCAGAAAAAAUUGCGUUCGAAAAUAAUUAUUUACAGUAGUGCUUCAAAAAUUGAAAUAUAAAGUGACCGAAAAAACCAUCUUAAUUUCAUCCCAUACACUUAUGUGUACUAUUUAGGCGUCUAUAAGACGCCUAUUUACAAAAUCGGGGUUUGCCUUGUAGUUUUAGCUUUUCAUUCUCAAUAAUGGUUGUUUUCAGGGUUUAUUAGUUCUAAUACAUGCACUUGUACACAUGUUUCAUCUUGGUUUGAGAGUUUUUUAAAUCGGCUGCUCACAAAGUUAAACAAUACCUUUAAGUUGAAGAAAAAUAACAAGGAGAUAAGAUUUUACACAAUAUAUAUAUAUUGAAAAAUAAAAAUUGGGUACUCACAAUAUCCACAAGCACUAGGCCCAAGCACCUCAUGCUUGUCGCAAAAUUGGAAGUACUCUCGAGUGCGAUGCAUUGCCACAAUACACAAGUAUAUGUGCAUUAUAACACGAAGUACACUGUCCAAAAGAUGAGUUGUAGAAUGUGUACUGAAAGCAUUGUGAUUCUUAUCAUAGUCAAACCAUCUUUUUUUGUCUGGAUAUUAUUUUGCUGCAUGCAUGUCACAGUCCAGCAUUCCACUUUCAAUGCAUACAGGAUAUAUACUCUUUGUAAUGGGUCUGAAAUAUGUAUGAAAAUGGCUAUGGUAUAUUAUCAUAUUUGUGAUAUAUUUUUGAUGAUAACAUUCUUAUUUUAUUUUAAAGUUUGUGUGUGUAAUUUACUGUGUACAUUCAAUUUUUUUUUAAAUUCAUUCUGCCUUUUUAGGAUUGUAUAUAAUACAUGUACAUGUACAUGGUUGAAAUGAAAUUGUUAAAUGUGAAAAAUAUUAGAUUGAAAUGUUGGACUGUAUUAGAAUUAUAAAAUGCAUAUUCAUCUUCAUUGCCAAUGCAGGUUUCAUUGAUAGAAGUUUAGAUAUGGAUUUUAUUGAC